CCUGGAGAAUAAAACACGAGGAACCAGAACUCGAGGAACAAGGAGGCCUGAUGAAAGUGAAAGAGGAAAGACAAGAUCUGAAUGAAGUGGAGGAGAAGCAUCAGGAUCAGAAAGAUCAUGAUCUCAACACUGGAGAAAAAUCAGUGAGUUUCUCUAAAACUGAAAACAGCAACAUUCAAAUACCAGAAGUCAAAAAGCCUUUCAGCUGCUCUCAGUGUGGAAACACUUUCAAACAGAAAAGAAGCCUUAUGUACCACAUGCUAGUUCAUGCUGGAAUAAAGCCUUUCAGCUGCUCUCAGUGUGGAAAGAGUUUUACACAGAAAAAACAACUCAAUGAGCAUGUGCGUAUUCACUCUUCAGAAAAGCCUUUUACCUGCUCUCAGUGCGGAAGGAGUUUUACACAGAAAAAACAACUCAAUGAGCAUGUACGCAUUCACUCUUCUGUAAAGCCUUUCAGCUGCUCUCAGUGUGGAAACACUUUCACGCGUAAAGCAAGCCUUAAAAACCACAUGAUAAUUCAUACUGGGAAAAUGCCUUUCAGCUGCUCUCAAUGUGGAAACACUUUCAAACAGAAAAGAAGCCUUAUGUACCACAUGUUAGUUCAUGCUGGAAUAAAGCCUUUCAGCUGCUCUCAGUGUGGAAGGAGUUUUACACACAAAAAACAACUUAGUGAUCAUGUGCAUAUUCACUCUUCAGAAAAGCCUUUCAGCUGCUCUCAGUGUGGAAACACUUUCACACGUAAAGCAAGCCUUAACAAUCACAUUAUAAUUCAUAGUGGGAAAAAGCCUUUCAGCUGCUCUCAGUGUGGAAACACUUUCACACGUAAAGGAAGCCUGAAGAAUCACAUGUUGAUUCACAAUGGAAUAAAGCCUUUCGUCUGCUCUCAGUGUGGAAAGAGUUUUAUUCAGAAAGGACACCUUAAGGUUCAUUUGAUAACUCACUCUUCGGAAAAGCCUUUCACCUGCUCUCAGUGUGGAAUCUGUUUCGCCUAUAAACAAGGAUUUAAUAUUCACAUGAGAAUUCACACUGGAGCGAAGUCAUCUGUGUGAGAAGAGUUGGAAAGCUGGUCUCAGAGCUCAUGUUCAUCGCUUUCACUGUGCCGUGAGGAAAUUGAACUGAUCUGGAAGGAGAUUUCUAAGGGUUGACUCUAGUGCUGGGUGGUAUACCGGUUCAUACCGAAUACCGGUGUUUAUUUUUCUUAUGAUAUGAAUUUCUAAAAUACCGCAAUACCGGUGUAUGUCGUUUAAACAACGUUCAGAAUGCGACUGUUUGAGAGCGUUCUCUUUUCACUGUUGCACUGUGGUGAGGGAAGAGCUGUAUGUGUUACUAAGCGUGAAAGUUCUGAAACUGAAGCUGUAACUAGCAGAACUUGAGCUCAGCCACAAAUAUUCACCGCCCGCUGCCAUCAGCUCCUGCGUCUCACACACACAAGCGUGACUUUAGCACUAUAUUUAGCAACUUUCAGACCCUUUUAGCGGCUUUUUUCCAUAGAAUAUACUGACAAACCUAGCGAUUUUUUGGAUAAACCUUAGCCAUUGUUCAGUUGGAAGAUGUCACUUGUACUGCCCCGCAAGGUCUGACUCUCCCGGCGCAGUAUCGCCUCUCUCAGCGUCUGUUCUGUGCAGUGAGCGGCAGAGAAGUAGAGCAUUCAGUUGCCUGUAACGCAGCAGAAUCGUCAGUAAAUGAGUUCAAAACAGCGUUUCCAAGCACCUGUCCACUGACACUGACUGUUUGGAAUUAUAAAUCUGAGCAUAGUUCUCAUAUUAUGCACUUUUAUUU
This is a messenger RNA of Sinocyclocheilus rhinocerous, 1779 nucleotides long. Its product is annotated as gastrula zinc finger protein XlCGF8.2DB-like. NCBI's taxonomy places the organism in Eukaryota, Metazoa, Chordata, Actinopteri, Cypriniformes, Cyprinidae. Bases 51 to 1049 code for a protein of 332 amino acids. The transcript is spliced from 2 exons. Gene Ontology annotation, molecular function: DNA-binding transcription factor activity; RNA polymerase II cis-regulatory region sequence-specific DNA binding. The record is from RefSeq and is a predicted model, not a curated record. Gene Ontology annotation, biological process: regulation of transcription by RNA polymerase II.